CGACACGGGUUCAAUACUUUUGUGCGAUCGCGUCGCGGCAGCUAGCGCUUGACCACAUGACAUCUGACCCUUUAUCGGCCGCCGCCUUCCUAUCGCGCACUUCACAUCCCGGCGCUGCUCAUCGUUCACAUAUUUUAUAGUGUAUGCGUGAGCUGUAAAGUACGAUGCUGUGGGUCUUGUGCGCGGCGUUGCUGACGUCAAGCGCACUAGGCUGCGAGCUUGGUCCAGGGGAGGGGACUGGGCCAAAGUCUCCAGGAGACAACUUCUAUCGGCUUAUCAUCAACGGUGACGUGGAGAGAUAUGCACCUGACCAGAGAUAUGUCGUGACACUCGUUGGUUCUCGCACCCACGAUGUAGUGCAACAGUUCACUAGAUUCCAGUUGACAAUCGACCCACUGGAUCCAGCGACUCCAAGGAGUCCCCACAAGCAAGGCCAGUUCCAGCUCUUCGCGGACACUCUCACUAAGUUCGAUGAGGAAUGUACUAACUCAGUGAUAGAAGCUGACGACCUGCCCAAGACAGAGGUACAAGUCAUGUGGAAAGCGCCACCGGCUGGUUCUGGAUGCGUAAUGCUAAAGGCGAUGGUGUAUGAAAAUGCGAGUCGCUGGUACGCGGAGGACGGACAACUCACGCGUCGCGUAUGCGAGGAUACAUCGGUUUCCGCGCCUGACUGCUGCGCUUGCGACGACGCCAAGUAUAGGAUGGUGUUCGAAGGACUCUGGAGCCCACAGACGCACCCUAAGGACUUUCCCGUGCAAGCGUUAUGGCUUACUCAUUUCUCUGACGUAAUCGGAGCGACGCAUCGUAAGAAUUUUACUUUCUGGGGUGAAGGUGAAAUCGCUACGGACGGAUUUAGGUCACUUGCGGAGUGGGGCUCAGUGGGUUUGCUGGAGCGUGAGCUACGGCAGCGCGGUGCCGUGCUGCGUUCCGUGGUGAAGGCUGCAGGCCUGUGGCACCCGCGACUUAAUCAGAACACCACCGCUUCUUUCACCGUAGAUCGGAAGCGCAAUUACCUGUCGCUCGCUUCCAUGUUCGGACCAUCUCCGGACUGGGUGGUGGGUGUGAGUGGACUAGACCUGUGCAACAAGGACUGUACGUGGGUAGAAUCGAAGGUCAUCGAUCUUUUCCCCUAUGAUGCCGGUACUGAUAAUGGCAUUUCAUACAUGUCACCAAAUUCUGAAACCGUUCCUCGUGAAAAGAUGUACCGAAUUACGACCAUGUACCCCGAAGACCCUCGUGCCCCAUUCUACAAUCCGGAUAAGAAAGAGAUCAAUCCAAUGGCGAGACUCUAUCUGACUAGAGAAAAGCUGAUCUCCAGGUCGUGUGACGAAGAGACGCUGCAAAGUUUAGUGAUUGAAGAGACUGAAAAUACUGAGUCUACUAACAGACCGGAGUGUGCGGUGACGGAAUGGGAAUCUUGGUCGGCGUGUUCGGUGACUUGCGGUAAGGGAUUACGUAUGCGCACGCGGCAGUACCGUAUGCCGGAAAAAGCCCGUAUGUUUGCGUGCGACCGACAGCUCGUUUCCAAGGAAAUGUGCGUUGCAGACGUACCGGAGUGCGAAGGUGAUGAUGCAAACGAAGCCGAGCCAGACGAUCUAGACGUAGCACCAGUCGAGGCUGGUGGUAUCUGUGAGACAUCAGAGUGGGGCGUUUGGAGCGAGUGCUCAGUUACGUGCGGUGUCGGUAUCAAUACGAGGAGACGGUACUUUCUUAACCAGAUGGGCAACAAAAAAUGUCCGUUAGUGGCACUUGAGGAUAAUCGUAAAUGUAUGGAGCCGCAAUGUACGGAGGCGGAUUUGGAAACAGAUAUCUCAGAUCCGACAUGUCCCACAAGCGAAUGGGCAGCGUGGUCGCCAUGCUCAGCGUCUUGUGGGCGCGGCGUGCGCUUCCGCACGCGCUUGUUAUUGGUGCCGGCAGAGCGCCAACAAGACUGUUCUACUCGUGUCGAGCUGCUGCAGCAGCGCCCGUGUGUGGAGCAAGAGGACUGCACCAUUGACAUGAUGACAGCGAAACGCAUCUGUAUGGAGUCUCCAGAGCAAGGUCCAUGCCGCGGGCUUUACCAACGUUGGGCGUUCGCUGCGCAAAAGGGCAUGUGCGUGCCUUUUAACUACGGUGGCUGUCGCGGGAACAGGAACAACUUCAUUUCACAGCAGGACUGUCUCGAUACUUGCAGCGUUAUACUUGGCGGUGCAGCCGGAUCAGCAGCGGUGCCUCCGGCUGGCCAGCCCGCAGCCGCCGGCACUGCUCUCUUCGCUGGUCUCAGCGUCAACUCCAUCAUUCCCGGAGCGCCAACUAUAGCUGGCUCCUCGCAAUCAGCGGACUGUCAGUUGAGUGACUGGAGCGGGUGGAGCCGUUGCAGCGUCACGUGUGGUAUCGGUUACCAGGAGCGCUCAAGGACGAUACUGUCUCAGCCUGGUCCGGGCGGCGCGCCCUGUCCUACUCGCCUCACACGACGACGCCGAUGCUCGCGUGUGUGUUAGCGUCGUGGACAACGAAAAACGCAGCAGUCUUCUGACCACUCAUUGGAAUCACAGUAACUAGCAAGUAUAUUCAGAUACAGCAAUCGACGAGUGGCUUCUACUUAAUACUCAUUUGUUUAUAUUUUUAAGAAAUACAUAAUAUAUUGUAGCAGGAAA
Vanessa tameamea is the source of this 2636-nucleotide messenger RNA. RefSeq names its product spondin-1 (gene fat-spondin). Bases 165 to 2480 code for a protein of 771 amino acids. The transcript has 16 exons. Gene Ontology annotation, molecular function: serine-type endopeptidase inhibitor activity. The record is from RefSeq and is a predicted model, not a curated record. Gene Ontology annotation, cellular component: extracellular matrix. NCBI's taxonomy places the organism in Eukaryota, Metazoa, Arthropoda, Insecta, Lepidoptera, Nymphalidae. Gene Ontology annotation, biological process: cell adhesion.